AUGGAAACGUGUGACCCAUCGGGUCAUGCGUUCGCGGAUGACUCGUCGGAUCGCAGCGAGAGCAGCCAUUUCGAAUCUCAGAGAAUUUAUCAGGAUUUUGAAUCCUCCAAGGGCCUAACUGGGCUCAAUCUAUCCGUCGGAAGGCACAAGGACGACUCGCUGGUUAAAUCCAAGGAGAUUCGAAUGUCCGCUGACGUUGGCCGACAUCCAACCCUCCGCUUUGAGGAUUUUGCCGGGCGCGAUAUCGCGGUUCCUUUAAAAAAAUCCAAGGAUAUCAAUUUUAUCACGGAUACUAUUUCCAGUUAUCAGCUGGAGAAGUCCAACGAAUCGGACACUUCUUUGGAGACUAUUCACUCGAACAGAUCCAAGGACGGCAUCGCUAAGGACAAUGUGUACAACCUGGUGAAGAGCAAGAGACAAAAGUAUUUUCAGAAUACUCUCGAGAGAAGUGGUAAAGACAUAAAUUAUGUCGUGGAACGAGAAUUCAAGGACUACAGCUUCUCGAAGAACUACAAUCUCAUGAAGGAAUUUCAUCUGCCGUUGGAGCACUCGAGAGACAGUCAUGUAGCAUCUUUAGGAAUUGACAGACUACCGAGCGUUGCUCUUCUAGGAAAUCCUCGUAUUCUGGAGUCCCAGGAAUAUCGAGGUGUGUCCAUGCAAGCGAGAAGUCCUCAAACCAUGGAAUCGGCUAUCGAGGGCAUGCGGAGAUCACACCUGCUGGGGCAGAUGGAUCUCUCAACCCAGAGCAUGGCACAUCGCCAGUCCCUCGACGCCGUCCAGCAUUCUCAUCAGCAACAUCAGCAGCAGCCGCAAACCACUUCAUUCACUAUCGAUGCGAUACUGGGGAAGGGCAAUCAGAGGGACAAGCACCAGAGGAACCAGCAACAGCAGUAUCGCAAAGCGGCACGACAGGAAUGUAACGUUGUACCUGGCAAAGCCAAACGAGUCAGAACAAUAUUCACGGCCGAGCAGUUGGAACGACUUGAGGGUGAAUUUGCCAGGACCCAGUAUAUGGUUGGACCAGAACGGCUCUACCUCGCCCACUCCCUGAGACUCACCGAGGCCCAGGUGAAAGUGUGGUUUCAAAAUCGUAGGAUAAAGUGGCGUAAAGUGCAUCACGAGCAGCAGAGCCAGAGAGUCAACGAGCUCAGACAACGGGCCUUAACUUCCCUGGAAGAGGACGACUGUAAAGAGCCAAGUGCUGGUGAAUGGUGAAAUUGUAAAUCAAACA
Molecule: messenger RNA, 1231 nt
Organism: Fopius arisanus
Lineage: Eukaryota; Metazoa; Arthropoda; Insecta; Hymenoptera; Braconidae
Product: homeobox protein Hox-B5
Exons: 2
Coding region: 1-1215 (404 amino acids)
Biological process (GO): central nervous system development; brain development; regulation of transcription by RNA polymerase II
Cellular component (GO): nucleus
Molecular function (GO): DNA-binding transcription factor activity, RNA polymerase II-specific; RNA polymerase II cis-regulatory region sequence-specific DNA binding
Source: RefSeq, a predicted model, not a curated record